Messenger RNA from Linum trigynum, 1626 nucleotides. The record is from the annotation of a GenBank genome assembly. Lineage: Eukaryota; Viridiplantae; Streptophyta; Magnoliopsida; Malpighiales; Linaceae.
AUGGGAGACCACCUCCAGCAGCCUGACGAAGAACGCAGUGAGUUCAGUGACAGCGGCAAGAGGAAGUUGGAGGACACAAUCGAACUCGCCAAACAGAAAGCUCAAGAAAUCGCCGCUCGGCUUAUUAGCGACGCCGCCGACCCCAAGCGGCAGCGCCUCGGUUCGGAAAAUCCCUCGGAGCCUUCUCCAUGGACUAAUUCCGCCCCGCCAGCUCCUUCUUAUCCUGUUUCAUAUGCUGCUCAAACAAGUCAAUACGGUGUUCAGAGCAGUAAGAAGAUCACUAUACCCAAUGGCAAGGUUGGGGUUGUUAUAGGGAAAGGAGGAGAAACAAUCAAAUCAAUUCAACUUCAAUCAGGGGCGAAGAUACAAAUUACAAAGGACCAGGAAGCUGAUCCCCAUGCUCUAACCCGGGACGUGGAUUUGACGGGUACUCCAGAUCAAAUUAGCAGAGCAGAGCAACUUAUAAAUGAUACUAUCUCGGAGGCAGAUGCAGGGGCCUAUUCCAACUCUUCACAGGGGUCAAAUAUAAAGCAAUAUGGAGCUGAACAGUUCUCUAUAAAAGUUCCAAAUGACAAAGUGGGAUUGCUCAUUGGGAAGGGAGGUGAAACUAUAAAGUAUAUGCAAAACACAUCUGGAGCUAAGAUGCAGAUUAUUCCCCUGCACCUUCCACCUGGUGAUCCAACAACUGAGAGAACUGUAUACAUAAAUGGUACUGCAGAACAAAUUGAGGCAGCCAAAGAAUUGGUAAACGAGAUAGUUAACGGGAAACGGAUCCAAACUUCAGCUGGAACUAACACAUACCAACAACAAGCUUAUCAGCAGCCUCCUUACUGGGCUUCAGGAGGACAACCUCCGAUGCAAGAACAGCAGACCCAAUAUGGUUAUCAGCAGCCCGGAACUCAUCCUACUCCUCCUGCAUACUAUGGUAACUAUGCUACUCAACCACCAGCUUGGGACCAGUCAAGCCAAUCUACUCCUCAACCGCCUCACCAAUCAACUGGCUAUGGUUACUAUGGACAACAUCAACCACAAAUGGGAGCAGCACAAGUUAAUCCCAACUAUGGCUAUGGGCAGGCACCCGGGGCUACUGCCAACAACUACAGUCAGGGUUACGGUCAACAGCCUUCAAGUUAUGGGCAGGGUCAGGCAGCGCCAACAAAUGACCAGCAAAAGCCAUAUCCAACUUCGGGUUAUGGACAAAGUACUGAUGGGACAGCAGCAUCAUCUCAGCCGAGUCAAGAAGUUCCUGCAUAUCCCCAGGCUGCCUAUAAUCAUCCUUACUGGAAUUCUUCUGGGUACCCAGGUCAACCAGCAGCUGCUCAAACAGGUUAUGAUCAGACCGGUUACUCACAAGCGGCUUACGGGACAACCACUCAGCAAGGUUAUGGACAAGGUGGGUAUGCUGCUCAGCCUCCUGCUGCUGGAGAUUAUGGUCAAGGUGCAUAUUCCAGUGGUGGUUAUGGCCAACAGCAAGUGGAGACGAAUCCCCAGACAGGGACAGCGGCCAAUGGAGCUACGGAAUCCGGAGGUUAUGAGGUUACCACCAACAAUGAGAAUGGUGGGCAGUCGGGAGAUGGCUCGAGCAAUGGUGUGAAAAAAGAAGGGGCGCCGCCUUCUGAAUCUUGA